Messenger RNA from Megalops cyprinoides (Indo-Pacific tarpon), 17353 nucleotides. RefSeq names its product subcommissural organ spondin (gene scospondin). Gene Ontology annotation, cellular component: extracellular matrix. The record is from RefSeq and is a predicted model, not a curated record. The transcript has 113 exons. Bases 1 to 17160 code for a protein of 5719 amino acids. Gene Ontology annotation, molecular function: protein binding. NCBI's taxonomy places the organism in Eukaryota, Metazoa, Chordata, Actinopteri, Elopiformes, Megalopidae.
AUGAAGGCGCUGCUUUUGUCUGUGCUGGGGCUGCGUCUAGUGGCGGGAAACGGGCACUGGUGUGAGCACAUAGUAGAGGAGCGAGUAGAGAGGAUAGUCUCUCCCCGCCUGCAGCGAGAAGUGGGCUGCUCCGGUGUGUACCAGUUCAAUCUGGAGGGCUGGAAGCUGGAUGUGGACAGAAUGCGCCAUGUGCAUGGGGGUGACGAUGGCAUCGCACAAUAUUACAGGCAACAGGGGCUCAACGCAUCCUGCUACUUAUACAAACCAGCAGAGAUGGACAGCCAGCUGGUGAACAGAUCAGUGCGUGUAUGUUGUGAGGGCUGGGGUGGUCCCCGCUGCACACAGGGGGUAGGUGUGAGGGGACACUGCUACUCCACGUGGAGCUGCGAGGAGUUCCCGGGGGUGCACAACUCCUCCCUGAUGCCCCUGGAGCAGUGCUGCGGCAGUAUGUGGGGCCUCAGCUGGAGGAACGCGUCAGACCUCACCUGCCUGUCCUGCACUUACACCCUGCUGCCCGACUCCCAGUUUACCCCUCUUCGACGGCGUGGGGUUCUGGGGACCCUUCGAGACCCACAGGGCUCCGCGACCUGCCUGGCAUGGGGCGGGGCGCACUACCGCACCUUCGACCGAAAGCACUUCCACUUCCAGGGCAGCUGCACCUACGUCAUGGCCUCGGCCACGGAUGGCACCUGGGCCGUGUACAUCAGCACAGUGUGCGACAGCCAGGGACGCUGCAGCAAGGCUCUGAGACUGAUGUUAGGACUGGACCUGGUUUCUGUCCUGAAGGGAAACUUGACACUCAAUGGCCAGCUAAUACCUCCAGGCCAGGCCGUCUUCCAAAAUGGGGUCAGUGGGCACUGGCUGGGGGACUUUGUGUUUGUGGAAAGCGGGCUGGGCGUCAGGGUGAAGUUUGACAUGGGCAACAGCGUCUACCUGACCGUCACCGCGGAGCACCUCGCUACCACGAGAGGGCUGUGUGGAGUCUACAACAACAACGCUGAUGACGAUUUCACCACAGUGGGAGGGACCGUGUCCCAGUAUGCUGCCAGCUUUGGGAACUCUUGGCGUGUGCCUGACCAGCAGACAGAGGGGUGCAGCGACGCGGCGGAGCUGGGGCACAGCUGUGACGUCAUCGGUGACUCGGAGAGACGCAGGGAGGCGGAGGAGGCGUGCCACAGGCUGCUGGCCAGCCCCUUCUCGCAGUGUCACCACAGGGUGGAUCCAGCGCCUUACAUCGACACCUGUCUGUAUCUGUACUGUAGCCUGGGUGUGAGGGAGCGUGAGGGGGCCACCUGUGACACCAUGGCCAGCUACGCCCGGGAGUGCGCCCAACAGCACAUCAUCAUCAGCUGGAGGAGCCCUGAGCUGUGCGAGCGGGUGUGUCCGAGGGGGCAGGUGUUCUCCGACUGCGUGUCGUCGUGCCCCCCCAGCUGCUCGUCCCCUCUGCCCCCCGCGUCGGGGCAGUGCCGGGAGGAGUGCGUCGGGGGAUGCGAGUGUCCCCCCGGCCUGUACCUGCACGGCGGUGCCUGCCUGCCCCGGGACGACUGCCCCUGUUUCCACCGGCGCCGCGCCCACCAGCCCGGCGACACCAUCCGGCAGAGGUGCAACACAUGUGUCUGCAGAGCGGGGCAGUGGCAGUGCUCGGGGGAGAAGUGUGCCGCUCAGUGCAGCCUGCUCGGGGGCGUGCAGGUCACCACCUUCGACAGCAAGAGGUACGCCCUGCAGGGCGGCGACUGCGGCUUCACGGCGGUAGAGGAUUUCGUAGAUAACAAGCUGCUGGUGACUGUCCAGAGUGGAGGGUGCGUGAUGGGAGGGCGGCAGGGAUGCCUGAGGGAGAUGUCUGUCACUGCGCUCCGCACCACUGUGACCGUCAGUGACACAGGUGGAGUGACGGUGAACGGCCAGAGGGAGGCGCUGCCCGUGGUGACAGCGGACCUGGCUGUGCGACGGGCCUCCUCCUCCUUCCUAGUGAUCCAGGCAUUUGGCGCCCAGCUUAUGUGGCACCUUGAUGGCUCCUUCGCUCUCAUCACUCUCCAGCCUGGUUUUGCACACAAGGUUCGAGGGCUAUGCGGCACCCUGACCUGGAGUCAGCACGAUGACUUCAUGACCCCUGAGGGGGACGUGGAGAGCAGCGUCGCCUCCUUCGCCGGCAAGUUCACCCAGGGGGAGUGCCUCCUUCCCCCGAGCGCCCCUGCGGACCCCUGCAGCACCUAUACACAGAGGAGGCAGUACGCGGAGACCAUCUGCAAUGUCAUCCACAGCCCUGUCUUCCAACCGUGCCAUGAUGUGGUGGAGAGGGAGCCCUACUUCCGUCUGUGUCUGACCGAGGUGUGCGGGUGCGCCCCCCAGAGGCAGUGCCAGUGCACAGUCCUCACCGCCUACGCCCAGCACUGCGCCGAGGAAGGGGCGCCCGUGACCUGGAGGAACCACACCUUCUGCCCGGUGCAGUGCUCCGGCGGCCAGGUGUACCAGGAGUGCGGGCGUCCGUGCGGGGGCUCCUGCGCCGACCGGCGGCUGGGCUGGACCUGCGAGAGGGAGGCGCCCGGCUGUGUGCCGGGCUGCCGGUGCCCCGCGGGCCUGGCGCAGGACGACAGUGGGCAGUGCGUGCCCGUCAGCAUGUGCCCGUGCGCGAGAGGGGACGUGACGUACCAGCCUGGAGACACCAUCCAGGACAACUGCAAUACAUGCGUGUGCGAGCGUGGGGCGUGGAACUGCACAGACGAGCCCUGCCCUGAGGUGACCCAGUGUCCCGGAAUGCUGGUGUACUCCCCCCGCUCCUGCCUGCGCACCUGCUCCAGCCUGGACGCCCCUGGACCCUGUGCCGACCCCAUCCAUGGGUGUGUCUGCCCAGAGGGAACAGUGCUGCUGGGUGACCGGUGUGUCCCUCCGGCCGAGUGUCCCUGUCACCACAAUGGCAGACUGUACUACAGCAAUGACACAAUAACCAAGGACUGCAACACCUGCGUGUGUCGGGAACGCCGCUGGCACUGCGGGCACUCCCCGUGCGCGGGCACCUGCGUGGCCACGGGCGACCCGCACUACGUGACCUUCGACGGCCGCUGCUUCUCCUUCCUGGGGGACUGCGAGUACGUGCUGGUGCAGGAGAGGGAGGGGCUGUUCAGCGUCAGCGCCGAGAACGUGCCCUGCGGCAGCACCGGCGUUACCUGCACCAAGUCCGUCACCUUCACCGUGGGCAACACCGCCGUGCACCUGCUGAGAGGGAAGGCGGUGACGGUGAACGGCAUGCCUGUGACUUUGCCCAAGACUUACUCAGGCAGUGGACUGAGUCUGGAGAGGAUCGGCCUCUUUGUGUCCCUCUCCUCCCGCCUGGGGGUCACCCUUCUCUGGGAUGGAGGUAUGCGGGUGUAUGUGCGCCUUUCCCCAAAGUUCCGUGGGCGAGUUGGGGGGUUGUGUGGGAAUUUUGACGGGGACACAGAAAAUGACUUCACCACGCGGCAGAGCAUUGUCGAGUCUACAGCGGAGCUUUUUGGCAACUCCUGGAAGGUCAGCCCCUCUUGCCCUGAUGUCAAAGAUCAGGACCUACGUGACCCCUGCACUCAAAACCCCCACCGGGUGACGUGGGCGAGGAAGCGCUGCGCUGUGAUCACCCAGGAGCUCUUCGCUCCGUGCCAUCAGGAGGUCCCCUCCCAGCAGUUCUACGACUGGUGUGUCUUUGACGCCUGCGGAUGUGACUCUGGUGGGGACUGUGAGUGUCUGUGCACAGCCAUCGCCGCCUACGCCGAGGAGUGCAACCGCAGAGGCGUCUACGUCCGCUGGAGGUCCCAAGAGCUCUGCCCCCUGCAGUGUGAGAAUGGCCUGGUGUAUGAAGCCUGCGGACCAGCCUGCACCCCCACCUGCUCCAGCAGCCCACAGAGCCCAGACUCCGGCUGCGGCGCCCUCUCCUGUGUGGAGGGCUGCUUCUGCGCCCCUGAGACCGUUUGGAACGGCAACUCCUGCACUGUCCCCUCACUCUGCCCCUGUGAGUGGGAGGGCUCAGUGUUUCCCGCUGGGUCCAGUGUCACCCAGGACUGCAGGAACUGCUCCUGCCGAGAUGGUGACUGGCAGUGCGAAGGGUCCCCGUGUGCCCCGCCCUCCCCCUGCCUGGAGUCAGAGUUCCAGUGCUCAACGGGCCGCUGUGUCCCCUCCCUGUGGGUGUGUGACAACGAGGACGACUGCGGGGACGGGUCCGACGAGCUGUGCGCCGCCACCUGCGCCCCGGGGCAGUUCCACUGCACCAGCGGCCCCUGCGUGGACCAGGCCCUCCGCUGCGACGGCCACCCCGACUGCGCCGACCAAUCGGACGAGGACCUCUGUGCCCCCGUCACCCCGGUCCCCCUGUGCCCCCCGGGGGAGUUCCAGUGCGCCAACGGGCGCUGCCUGCCCGCCAGCCGCGUGUGCGACGGCCGUCCCGACUGUGGCUUCGCCGACGACUCGGACGAAAAAGACUGCGGGGCGACGUGCGGCGACGGCGAGUUCCGCUGCUCAGGCGGCCGCUGCGUGCCGUACCUCCACCGCUGCGACGGGCACGAUGACUGCGGGGACCUGAGCGACGAGCGGGGCUGCGUGUGCGGCCCAGGGGAGCUGCAGUGUCCCGGCGACCGGUGUGUCCCCGCGGAGAGGGUGUGCGACGGCCACAAGGACUGCCCCUCCGGCACAGACGAGGCCAUCUGCCCGCCCACAGUGACCUGUGCCCCUGGUCAGUUUCUCUGUGUUGAUGGAACCUGUGUGAUGAGGAGUAAGCUUUGUGAUGGUGUGACUGACUGCCAGAACGGAGAAGAUGAGCACCAGGCCAACUGCCAAACGGGGUCUCCCCCUCUCUCUCUAUCCCCUGACCCAGGCUGCGGGCGGCACGAGUUCCGCUGUGCCAGCGGGCAGUGUGUUCCUCAGGGCUGGCGGUGCGACGGGGAGACCGACUGCAGGGACGGCAGUGACGAGCAGCACUGCGAGCGGGUCUGUGGGCCGGGCCAGUUCCUCUGUCACAGCGGGGAGCAGUGUGUGGACCACCAGCAGCUGUGCGACGGAGUGCCGCACUGUAGAGACGCGUCUGACGAGAGCGUGGACAACUGCGGUUCUGCCCAGAUCCCGCCCUGUCCCGGGAGUUUCCCAUGUGAUAACCGCACAUGCGUGAACAUGUCCCGCGUGUGUAACGGAAUGCCGGACUGUCCGCAGGGCGAGGACGAGCGGCUGUGCAGGCCUACGGCGACACCUGUUUCUCCAGGCAGCAGAAACACCAGCCACACCUGCCCAGAAUACACCUGCUUGGAUGGCACCUGUCUGACCUUUAAAGAGGUGUGUAAUGGUAUCCCAGAAUGCCCUGACAGCGGAGGUCCCUCUGAUGAGCAGGGCUGCAGGAGCUGGGGCCCCUGGGGCUCCUGGGGCCCUUGCAGCCGGACCUGUGGGACGGGAUCCAAGAGCAGGCAGAGGCGCUGCCCCCUGGGGGAUGCUCUCCGCCACUGCAAGGGAGAGGACACUCAAAGACAGCAGUGCUUCUCUACCUCCUGUCCAGUGGAUGGACAUUGGUCACCCUGGGUAACAUGGUCGAAUUGCUCCAAGGGGUGUGGAGGUGUAGAGGUCAGACAAAGGGAAUGUGUCCCACCCCAGAACGGGGGCAGGGCCUGCACAGAUCUGCCUGGCCAGCCUGCCGUCGCCACUGAAAUCAAGCCCUGUGCCCAGGACAACUGUGCCAACGCCUCAUGUCCAGGAGACCUUGUCAUGCGGAGCUGUGCCGCCUGCCCCCUGACCUGCGCCCACCUGGCCAGUGAGGCUGCGUGUGACACCAACGCCAGCUGUUUCUCAGGGUGCUGGUGCCCCGAGGGGCAGGUGAUGAGCCACGCCCAGCAGUGUGUGCUGCCGGAGGAGUGUGUGUGUGAGGUCUCGGGGGUACGCUACUGGCCAGGGCAGCAGGUGAAGGCCGGAUGUGAGAUCUGCGUCUGUGAGAGAGGCAGACCCCAACGCUGCCAGCCCAACCCUGAGUGCUCGGUGCAUUGUGGGUGGUCAACCUGGUCACCUUGGGGUGAGUGCCUAGGCCCAUGUGGGGUACAAAGCGUCCAAUGGUCCUUCAGAAGCCCCAACAACCCCAGUAAACAUGGAAACGGGCGGCAAUGCCGAGGGAUUUACCGCAAGGCCCGUCGCUGUCAGACCGAGCCAUGCGAUGAGUGUGAGUUCCAGGGCCACAGCCAUGCCGUUGGGGACCGCUGGAAGCUGGGGCAGUGCCAGCUGUGCCAAUGUCUGCCCAACCUCACUGUGCAGUGCGCCCCCUACUGUCCACACUCCGCUGGAUGUCCUGAGGGAAGGACUCUAAUUCCAGGAGAGGGAGACAAGUGUUGCUAUUGUGAAGCAUCAGGUGGCAAUGGCACCAUCUCCCUGACAACGACUCCGGCAUCUCUUCCCAUCACCCUUGCUCCCUCCGCACCUCCACAGCACCCACCCCUUGUACCGACCUAUCCACUCCCAUCUGAAGAGGAGUGUUGGAGUCCUCUGGGGGUGCAGUCUCUCCCAGAUUCCAGUUUCAGCGCCUCCUCCCACCAGCUGGGUCACCCCCCCUCGGCGGGGCGGCUCUUCUCCCGGCACCCCCACAGAGACCUGCAGGGCUGGAGCCCGGAGCCGGAGCAAUACCGCGACCUCCCGCCAUGGGCCCCAGAGGUCCAUUACAGUGACUACAGUGACCACGCCGUGCAGCCGCCAUAUCUCCAGCUAGACCUGCUGCAGCCCCGAAACAUCACUGGUAUAAUAACCCAAGGUGGAGGUGUAUUUGACACCUUUGUGUCCAGUUUCUACCUGCAGUUCAGCAAUGAUGGGAGACAGUGGUACACCUAUCAGGAACUGAUCACUGACGCUAGGCCACGAGCCAAGGUCUUCCAGGGUAACCGUGACGACAGUGGCACAACCCAGGUCCGUUUGGACCGAAUGGUAUCGGCACAGUACGUGCGUGUGCUGCCGCACGACUUCCGGAACGGCAUCUACCUGAGGGUGGAGCUGCUGGGCUGUGGAGAAGGUCCUCGGUGGCUGUCUACUCCCUCUCCCCCCCUACCCUCGGCCACUCCUGGGAGGUCCUGCCGGGAGUGGGAGUUCCGCUGUGGGAAUGGACACUGUGUCCCCGCUGGGCCCCAAGGAGUCCUUUGCAACGGGGUCAAUGACUGCGGUGAUGCUUCAGAUGAGCUGCACUGCGGUUCUCAGCCCCCUCCAACAUCACGGAGCCCUCACGGGUGCCUGAAGGGUCAGUUCUUCUGCCCGCCACCAGGGGGCUGUAUUGAAGCGGCUCUGCGCUGUGACGGAGUCGCUCAUUGUCCUGAUGGAUCUGACGAGAGAGGCUGCUUCCCUGUCACGCCCACCCCCUCUCCUCUCAGAACCCCUGCUGUCACCUUGCCUCAGGUGGGCACGACUGCAGAGCCGGUAAGAGGAGGCCCUGGAUCAAAAGGCAUCUGCUCCUCCCCCCUCGGCCUGGAGGACGGCCGCAUCCGCUACGGCCAGCUGAGCUCCUCCACGCACCGCGAGAACAACCCCGCCGACGCCGGCCGCCUCAACAUCGUACCCAACGUGCUGGUCAUGGAGCCAGGGUGGAGCCCGCUGCCGGACGACCCCCGGCCCUACUUCCAGGUGGACCUCCUCGAGCCCACCUGGGUGUCGGGGGUGGUCACGCAGGGCAGCGAGCACAUGUCUGGCUACCUCACCAAAUAUCGCCUGGCCUUCAGCCUGGUGGAGACCCAAUUCACAGACUACACCGAGAGCUCAGAGAGAGGGGCCCCAGUUAAGGUGUUUGACGUGCGCAUGGUGGGCAGGACUCCGGUCACAUGGUGGCUGGACAGGCUGGUGCGAGCACGCUACCUCCGGAUCAUCCCCGUGGAGUUCCGCCACACCUUUUACCUCCGUGUGGAGAUCCUGGGCUGUAGAGGCGAUGAGUUGGUUACCCCAAGCAGCACAAAAUUGACUACAGCACACCCAGGCAGACUGUGUGAGAAAGGACACUUUGCGUGUCACGGUGGAGGCUGUGUCCCCAUCUCUGCCCUGUGUGACGGCCAGCUGGACUGUGACGACCAUUCUGAUGAGCUGAGCUGCGGUACUACCUCGCGGCUCCCAGGGAUCAAAGACCACACCGGUCCCACGGGAAGCCCAGGCUUUAUGGGCCCAUCCACAACCAGUGCGUCUUCUGUGACGGGGCUUCCAGGGCUCCACACCACAGAGCCGCAGCACGGCCGGCCGGGACUGGCCACCCAGACGCCGCCUGCCACAGGCGCCCCAGGGCUGGGCACGGGUGCUUCACAUGGGACAGGGGAACCGGGCAUUCAUCAGGUCACCACCCCCAUGGCUGGCACCCCCGUCACUGGUGGACCCGGGGUGCAACCUCUCACCCCCGAUCAUGGGCACCCUGGCCUUCACACCGCCUCCCCCGUCCCCUGGACUGAGUUCAGUAGUGUGACCCCAACACCACCGGAUGGAGGCCUUCCCAGAGUCCUGUGUGUGGAGGGCCAGUUUGCAUGUCGGGCCUUCGGCUGUGUGGACACCAUGUUUGUGUGUGAUGGACAGGAAGACUGCCCAGACGGGUCUGAUGAAGAUCAGUGCAGCCCGUCUCCCUCACCAGUGACCGCAGUGCCAUCAGAGCGCCCCCUAGUGCCCGGCCCCUGCUCUGCAAAGCAGUUCCAAUGUGGCAGCGGGGAGUGUGUGCACCUGGACAAGAAGUGCGACCUGCAGAGGGACUGUGUGGACGGCUCCGAUGAGAAGGGCUGUGUGGACUGUAUCCUGUCCCCCUGGACCGAGUGGAGCCAGUGCAGUGUGACCUGUGGUCUGGGGUCUCUGUUCCGCCAGCGGGACGUCCUGAGGGAGGCGCAGCCUGGCGGGGACUGCGGGGGGGCGCUCUUCGACAGCCGCGCCUGCUUCACCCGGGCCUGCGCUGUCGACGGGCAGUGGUCGGAGUGGGCGGAAUGGUCCCAGUGUGACGCCCUCUGUAGCGGAGGGGUGCGGACGAGGAACAGGACCUGCUCCAACCCCCCACCCAAGAACGGCGGGCGCGACUGCGAGGGCAUGACCCUGCAGACCCAGGGCUGCAACACCCAGCCCUGCGGGCCCAACACUGAUUCACACACGGGCUGCAGUAAUGGAAUGGUGCUGGUGAGAGAGUCAGACUGCCUGGCUGGCAGAGUGGAAGCGUGCCCCCUGACCUGUCUCGACAUCUCCUCUCAGAGGAACUGCACCUCAUACUGCGUAACAGGGUGCCGCUGUCCAGCCGGUCGGUUCUUGCAGGAGGGACGCUGUGUCAAUGCCAGUCAGUGUGUCUGUCUGUGGGAUGGUGGGGUGCUUCAGCCUGGAGAGGAAGUCAGCAAGGGGAACUGCAGCAAAUGCGUGUGCCAAGAUGGGCGCGUCUCUUGUGACGACUCCUCCUGCAUCGUUCCCUGUGAUUGGUCAGCCUGGUCGUCGUGGACUCCGUGUGACAGUACCUGUGGGGUUGGCCUGCAGCAGCGUUACAGGUCUCCUGUUGUCCCACCCAAUGUGACUAGAAGCCAGCCAUGCCCUGGAGACUCCACUGAGGCUCGCCAGUGUUUCACCCCCUGUCCCCCAGAGCAGCAGGAGGCACACUGGGGCCAGUGGACGGCCUGGUCAGAGUGCAGCAAGACCUGUUUCCUGCAUGUGGACGAGGUGGGGCUGAAGAGGAGAUUCCGCAGCUGUAAUCACACAGACGGCGCUUCGUGUCCGGGGGAGAUGGAGGAACAGGAACCCUGCAACACUCUGCUCUGCCCCGUGCCCGGAGGCUGGUCGCCCUGGUCCCAGUGGUCGGAGUGCUCCUCGGAGUGCGACUCGGGGGCUCAAACCAGGCAGCGCCUCUGUAGCUCCCCUCCCCCCCAACACGGGGGCGGGACCUGCCAAGGGCCACACAUCCAGACGCGGGACUGCAACACCCACCCUUGCUCAGGGGUUUGUCCUGAGGGCAUGACCUACAUGAGUGCUGACCAGUGCCAGGCACACGGAGGGGCGUGUCCGCGGGUGUGUCUGGACAUGACGCCCACGGUGGAGUGUGCCACGGCCUGCUACGACGGCUGCUACUGCUCCUUGGGUCUUUACCUCCUCAACAAUUCCUGCGUGCCCCUGUCUGAGUGCCCUUGCUAUCACCAGGGAGUGCUCCACCCCCCAGGGGACAAUGUGACCCUGGAUGCCUGCAACAACUGCACAUGUAGCAAUGGAGAGAUGGAGUGUGGAACAGCGCCUUGCCCUGUGGACUGCGGCUGGAGCGGCUGGACGGCGUGGAGCGCGUGCAGUCGGACCUGCGACGUGGGUGUGAGGAGGCGGUACCGCUCAGCGACCAAUCCUAAACCGGCUUUCGGCGGGCAUGGUUGUGAGGGGAACAGAGUGGAGAUCGACUCCUGCAGCCUGGAACCCUGUCAUGGUGUGAGGGAGCCGUGGAGCUCGUGGUCGGAGUGCUCUGUGUCCUGCGGCGGGGGGUACCGGAACAGGACUCGCGGGGUGCACAGAAUUCACGGAACAGCGCAGCAGUUCAGUGCCUGUAACCUGCACCCGUGUGGUAAUGAACUGACCUGUCCCGGUGAGCAGCAGUGGUCCGAGUGCGUUAUGGGGCCACUGACCUGUUCUGACCUCAGUAUGGACUUGACCAACACAAGCUGUUCCCCUGGCUGUCAUUGCCCACAAGGCCUAGUGCUUCAGGAUGGGCACUGUGUCUCUGAGUCUCGCUGUCGCUGUGGUGUGGAUGGGGAGCUGCAUGAACCGGGAGAUACUGUCACCAGGGACUGCAACAACUGCACCUGUGAAUCUGGGAGGCUGGUGAACUGCACUGAUGUCAGCUGUAACGUGGACGGUCAGUGGUCAGCCUGGACGCCCUGGAGCGAGUGCUCUGUGACCUGUGGGCCGGGCCUGCAGUCUCGCUACCGGUUCUGCUCCAGCCCCGAGCGGUCAGGGAGCGGCCUGCCCUGCCUCGGGCCUGACCGCCAGGACCAGCUCUGCGUGCCGGCUUCCUGCGACAGGAAUGGUGGUUGGGGUGAGUGGACUACCUGGACGGACUGCACCAAGUCGUGUGGCGGGGGGGUGCAGAGCCGCAGACGGGAGUGUGAUAGUCCAACGCCAGUCGGGGAGGGGGACUACUGCGAAGGCCUGAGCACAGAGGUUAUUUCAUGCAACACUAACCACUGCCCAGUUGCACCCUGCUCUGAGGUUCCGGGAACGGCUUACAGCAGCUGCGGCCCCUCAUGUCCCCGCUCCUGUGAUGACCUGGCUCACUGCGAGUGGCGCUGUGAGCCGGGCUGCUACUGCACCGAGGGGAAAGUGCUGAGCGACAACGGGACGUCCUGUGUGGACAGGAACGACUGCCCCUGCCUGGACCUGAGCACCGGCCAGCGCCUACUACCCGGGGAAACCGUCCCCGCCCCUGAUGGCUGCAACAACUGCACCUGUGAGGGUGGAGGACUCGUCUGUAGCAGUAACACCUGCCCAGUGGAUGGAGGCUGGUGUGAGUGGUCCGGCUGGACUCCAUGCUCUCGCACGUGCGGGGCAGAGUGGGUGUCCCGUUACCGCAGCUGUGGGUGUCCCGAGCCAAAGGGGAGCGGAGCGGCCUGCCCCGGGGUGCAGGAGGUGCACGGGGGAUUAGGGGUACAGAUCCAGAGGCAGCCCUGUCCCACCGUCACCUUCUGUCCAGUCCAUGGCUCGUGGGGUUCCUGGAGCCCUUGGUCGGAAUGUGAUGCGUGUGAGGGGGUUUCAGUGAGGACCAGGGAAUGCAACAGCCCUCCUGCCAGGUUCGGCGGUCUGCCCUGCAUUGGCGAGAGACACCAGAGUCGCAGUUGCCAUGACAACGUCACUGUCUGCUCAGACUGUGGCGGAGGUCAGGAGGAGUGGCCUUGUGGGAAGCCCUGCCCGCGAUCGUGCUCCGAUCUCCACGGUGACACAGUGUGCAUUGACACGCCUGAGUGUCGUCCUUCCUGUGGUUGCCCGGGUGACCUGGUUCUACAGGAUGGGCAGUGCGUGCAGCGUGAGGAGUGUCGCUGCAAAUUCCACAACAGCACUGCAGUGGGGGUGGACUCGGGUAAUUCCUCAUGGGCCUGGCCUGGCCUCUCAGAGUGGCAAUAUGCAGAACCAGGGGAGAUCAUCAUCGGUGCUUGUAACAACUGCACCUGCGAAGAAGGUGUCCUGCAGUGUCAAUCGGUUCCUGGUUGCCAUGUAGAUGGGGGAUGGAGCCAGUGGGGGGCAUGGUCAGAAUGCUCAGCCCCUUGUGGGGGUGGAGUUACGCUGCGGUUGCGUCAAUGUGAUAACCCCGCCCCCCAGAGCGGUGGGAGGGGCUGCGCUGGAACAGCUGAGCAACAGAAGGACUGUAACACCCAGCAAUGCGCAGACUCUGGGCCCUGGUUCGACUGGUCGCCCUGGACCGCGUGCUCGGUGAGCUGCGGGGGCGGGGAGCAGUCUCGAACCCGCACCUGCCGCUUCCCGCCCUGCCCCGGGAUGAAACGGCAGAGUAAGACCUGCAACACCCAGGUGUGCCUUGAGGUGGGGUGCCCCCCGGGCCGUCUGUACCGGGAGUGUGAGCGAGGGGAGGGCUGCCCUUUCAGCUGCGCCCAGGUCAGCGGGCGGGAGGGGUGCUACUCCGAGGGCUGCGAGGAGGGGUGCCACUGCCCCCCUCAAAGCUUCCAGCACCUCGGGUCCUGUGUGGAGGAGUGUCCCUGCGAGGUGGACCACGAGCUCCUCUCCUUGCUACAGAACGUGUCAGCUGCGGAAACUCCCGACCCUGAGGACAUGGGAUGGCAGAACCUGACAGUGGGGGUGGAACUGCAGUCUGGAGAGACACUGACACACAAGUGCAGUUCCUGCUCCUGUCAGCACGGCCAGUGGAACUGCUCCCUCGCUCCCUGCCCGCUGGACGGGGGCCUGUCCCCAUGGGGCCCCUGGAGCCCCUGCUCGGUGUCCUGUGGGGGUCUGGGGCAGAAGUCUCGCACCAGGGGCUGCACCGACCCUGCCCCGGCGCACGGGGGGCGUGACUGCCAGGGGCCGCGGCGGGAGAGCACCUACUGCCAGGCUCCGGACUGCCCAGUGAUCACAGUUCCCACAGAAGAGCCUGUUGUACCGGAUGAGGACACAGGCUUCUCUCAGUGGACUGCGUGGAGCUCCUGCUCUCGAUCCUGUAGUGACACAUUAAGUCCAGCCCUGAAGUCUCGGCAGAGGGAAUGUGUCCGGCCACCCUGUGCAGGGGAGAUCCGUCAGGAGAGACCAUGCAACCUACCACAGUGUCCUGACGGGGGGCCUUGCCAGGGCGAGGGCUGCGCAGAGAGGAACUGCUCCUGGACGGAGUGGGGCGAGUGGGGGGUGUGCUCUCGCUCCUGCGGCGUCGGGCAGCAGCAGCGAAUCAGGACCUACUUGGCGCCCGGGGUCAACGGCUCCUGGUGCGAAGACAUCUUGGGAGGGAACAUUGAGAGCCGGUUCUGCAACAUCCGUGCGUGCAGAGUGGAUGGGGGCUGGUCUCGUUGGAGUCCGUGGUCUCGCUGUGACAAGCAGUGCGGGGGUGGGCGCUCCAUUCGAACGCGCUCCUGCUCGAGCCCCCCUCCCAAAAACGGGGGGCGCAAGUGUGAGGGGGAGAAGAACCAAGUGAAGCCUUGCAACACCAAGCCGUGUGAUGACGGAGGGUGCCCGCCGGGUCAGGAGUUCGUGCCGUGUGCCAACGAGUGUCCCCAGCGCUGCUCGGACCUGCAGCAGGGCAUACAGUGCCAGGGGGAAGCAGAGUGCCAGCCCGGCUGCCGCUGCCCACCCGGCCAGCUGCAGCAGGACGGCUCCUGCGUGCAGACUUGGCAGUGCGACUGCGUCGACGCCCUGGGCCAGAGCUGGGCGGCUGGCGGCUGGCACCGGGACGACUGCAACAACUGCACCUGCGCAGACGGGCUGCUCUCCUGCACCAAUCAGAGCUGCAGCGAGCCCAGCUGUGUGUGGAGCACCUGGUCUGCCUGGGCACCCUGCAGCACCUCCUGCGGGAUGGGGCAGAGAACGCGCUUCAGGUCACUGAUCCCAGACACUGAUGGUCUGGAAUGUCAGUUCGAGGAGGUUCAGAAAAAGCCAUGUGAUCCUGGGCCGUGCCCACCUCUCUGUCACAAUAACCAGGAGAUGGCAGUUGGAGACACAUGGCUAGAGGGAGAGUGCCAGCAAUGCACCUGCACGCCAGAGGGAGACUACUGCCAAGAUAUUGAGUGUCAAGUGGAUGGCGGCUGGACUCCAUGGUCUGUGUGGUCAGACUGUCCUGUGACCUGCGGGCGUGGGACUCAGAUUCGAACUCGCGCCUGUAUCAACCCUCCACCCCGCAACAACGGGACACACUGCCGGGGGCCCGAGAGAGAGGCCCAGAACUGCCACGCCCCGCCCUGUCUCGAUGACCUUUGCCCCUGGUCCCAGUGGAGUUCCUGCUCUCGCAGCUGUGGCGCAGGGGUGACCUCGCGCCGCAGAAACUGCGUGUGUGACGAGGGGGGGGACACCACCUGCCCCCCUGAAACAGAGCUAGAAAGGGAGAGAGAAGAGACACAGCUCUGCUACAAACAACCCUGUCCAGAUUGCCCCAUGUCUGCGUGGAGCGAGUGGACAGAGUGCUCCUGUGUAUCUCAGAUACAGCAGCGCUACCGUGCACCGCUCUCUCCUACCAUUAGGGGGCAGCAGUGCCAAGGCCUGGAGACACAGAGCAAGACAUGUCAGCCUGGAGACUGUGAGGAGUGUGAAGAGCCAUUCCAGUAUUUAGAGUGUGGCGCCCCCUGUGAGAAGCUGUGUGCACUGCAGGGGCAGACGGAGACCUGUGCAGGACCCUCGCAGUGCACACCUGGGUGUUACUGUCCACAGGGCCUACUUCAGCAGAAUGGAACAUGCGUUCCCCCAGAACAGUGUGGCUGUGUACACUUGCUCAACUUGGACACUGAAAGGCCCAUCUCUGUCACUGUCCAGCAGGGGGCGCAAGUGAAAGUGGGCUGCAGCACUUGUCUCUGUCAGGAUGGAACGCUGCAGUGUGACACUCAGCAGUGUGAAGUGGUCCUCAGUGAGUGGUCAGAGUGGACACCUUGCUCCCCCUGUGUUCCUGCGUCCACCCUAAACCCCGGCACCGCUCCUCCGGAGACUGCCCAGCUCCUGUCGGUACAGCGCCGCUACCGGGCCUGUCUGGACCUGGACUCCGGGCUGCCGGUCAGCGACGAGGCGGGGCAGUGCGCCGGGGAACUGGAAGAAGAAAGGCUGUGCCCAGACCCGACCAUCUGCCAAGAUCUCUGUCAGUGGAGCGCGUGGGGCCCUUGGAGUGCGUGCCACGACCCCUGCAGCGGUGGCUUCCGGCAGCGGUACAGGCAGCCCCAGGCCUACCCUGUAGGACCCCGGUGUAGGAGGCUGCAGUCCCAGACACAGAGCUGCAACACUGCACUUUGCCCAGGAGAGAGGUGUGAGGACAGGGGGCGUGCCUACCGGGUGGCCUGUGCCAAUCAGUGUCCCCGGAGCUGCACUGACCUCUGGGAGCACGUUCAGUGUCUACAGGGACCCUGCCACCAAGGCUGUCGAUGCCCAGACGGCUGGCUCCUGCAGGAUGGAGGGUGCGUCCACGUGUCGGCGUGUCGCUGCGGCAUCCCGGUAGAGAACGGCACCUUGGAGAUCUUACCCGGGAAUAACGUCACCAUGGACUGUAACACCUGCUCCUGUGAGAAUGGCUCUUUGGUAUGCACAGACCUGCACUGUCCGGUGUAUGGGUCCUGGGGACCGUGGAGCAGCUGCUCCUCCUCCUGCGGGCGGGGUCAGAGGACCCGGAGCAGACCAUGUCAGGUGUCGGAGGGGGGUCCGCCUUGCACUGAGACAGUCCAGGAUGAGCCGUGCGUGUUACCUUCCUGUCCAGCUGGCUGUGUUCUGAGUGAGUGGUCGUCAUGGAGUGAGUGCAGCGCCUCCUGUGGUGGAGGACUGUCAGUACGCAACAAGACCAUCUUACAGCAUCCACAGCCAGGGGGAGAGGACUGCCCCCCUCCCUUGGAGCAGCACACUGCCUGUAAUACACACAGCUGCAUGCCAGUGUGCCCUGAUGGACAGGUGUUCAGUACCUGCGCCAGCUCCUGCCCCUACACCUGCGAGGACCUGUGGCCAGAAGCCCAGUGUGUGCCGGGACCCUGCCGACCGGGCUGCACCUGCGCACCGGGGAGGGUGCUGUUGGAGGGAUCUUGUGUCCCCCAUGCUUCGUGCCCCUGCUCCUCCCUCUCACUUUACGGGACCCAAAACCAGACCCUCGGUGAACACAGAGAGAAGAUCCCCCCUGGGACUGUCCUGCAGAGUCUCUGUAACACCUGCAUUUGUGAGGGAGGGGUGUUUAACUGCACAGAAGAUUCCUGUGACGUGGACUGUGAGUGGGGGAGCUGGUCAGAGUGGAGCCCCUGCGCUGUGAGCUGUGGUUCCGGGGAGCAGAGGUCAGACCGGGCGGUUCUGCGGGCCCGGCGGUACGGCGGGGCACAGUGUGAGGGCCCCGCGCAGCGCUCCAGACCCUGCCGAGCACCGGACUGCGCAUGCCCUGAGGGAGAGCGCUGGCGGAGGAGUGUGCCAGGACUGGCGCCUGCGUGCGAGAGGAGCUGUGCAGAGAUGUAUCUGGCCGUGCCGCUCAACUGCACUGGACAGGGUGUGGAGGAGGGCUGCGUGUGCCAGGAGGGGCACUACCGAAACGCGGAGGGGCGAUGCGUGAUAGCCGCGCUGUGCGAGUGCGAGGAGGCGGGGGUGAGGAGAGAGGCGGGGUCUGAGUGGGUGGAGGGGUGCCAGGCCUGCCGCUGCGUGAAUGGGCUGAAGCAGUGCCAGUCUGGGUGCCCCUCUUUGCAGUGUGAAGAGGGAGAAGUGAAAGUGGAAAAGACAGGAAGCUGCUGUCCGGUCUGCAAGAAGGAGUUCCCAGGGGAGCCUGUGCCUGAGUGUCGUCGCUACACCGAGGUCAGGAACAUCACUAAGGGAGACUGUCGUCUUGACAACGUGGAAGUCAGCUACUGCAGAGGGCGCUGUUUGUCUCGGACCGAUGUCAUCCUGGAGGAGCCCUACCUGCAGGCCGUGUGCGACUGCUGCAGCUACAGGCUGGACCCGGAGAACCCCGUACGCUUCCUCAGCCUGCGCUGCGACAGCGGCCAGACCGAGCCGGUGGUCCUGCCCGUCAUACACAGCUGCGAGUGCACCAGCUGCCAGGGCGGAGACUUGUCCAGGCGCUGACCAAGCUUCGAGGGACAGAUGGACAGCCCUGAACAGACAGAAUCUCUCUGCGUCCUUGAAUGAAAAUGCGCUGUAGCCCGUAGUCAUUAUAUGACUGGAAAUCCCUUUUAUAGAGUGCCUUAUGAGACUCCUAAAGAUCCUUAUGCUGUACAGGUUUUAAUGCUUUUAUUAUGCUGUCAAUAAACAGGAGGCA